Messenger RNA from Beta vulgaris subsp. vulgaris (sugar beet), 2615 nucleotides. RefSeq names its product WPP domain-interacting protein 2. NCBI's taxonomy places the organism in Eukaryota, Viridiplantae, Streptophyta, Magnoliopsida, Caryophyllales, Amaranthaceae. The record is from RefSeq and is a predicted model, not a curated record. The transcript has 3 exons. Bases 337 to 2136 code for a protein of 599 amino acids.
CGGGGGCCAAACCGGCAACAUGGAAUUAUUAUUUUAACAUAAAAUCUGAACUUUGUUUUUGUAGGUGAGUUGAUGAAAUGAUGAAGCGACUACUUCCCAAUUUCUGCGAACAUUUCUUAACUGGUUUUCUCCCCUGUUGUCCACUCAUCUCUCAAUUAUUUUCUCUCUCCUCAAUUCUCAGACCUCACGUUCUCAUCUCCCAAACCUUCAAAACCUAGAUCUCAAUUCUCUUCACUCGUCGCUCUUUCCUUUGUCGCCGACACUUCACCGAAUCAACGGUGGUAGCAGAAUUUGGAGAUGAUAUACUGAACUUAAGAACUGUUUUUGUUUUGAAGAAUGGUGGAGGGAAGUGAGAAAGGAGGUGAAGUUGUGGAGGUGGAUAUCACUGUAAAUGCGGAUAGGGAUGCUGAUUCUAGUAAUAAUCAUUCUGUUGGAGUAAAAAUGGAACAUUCCGAGCCGCUUGAUCCGGUUACGGAUACAAAUACGAAUACAGAGGCAGCUCCUCCUUUAGAUGGCGUUAUACCCCCUGCUACUAGGUCCCCUUACUCCUCGACGCCAACCAAGGGGUUUGGGUUGAAGAAGUGGCGAAGAAUUAGAAGAAAAGAUCGUGUCACACCGGAAACCGAAACUGAAUUGGAAAUUGAAACGGAAAAAGAUAUGGACAGGCAAAAGGAAAAGGAUUCUGAUUCUGAGUCCACUGGUAGAAUGUUGAAGAGAGGGUCUUCCAACAUAUUGAAUGAGAAUAAUGCUUCUCCAACCUUACCUAUGACUGCUACCGUUGCCACCACUACUACCCCUACUGCUUUUGUGCUUCCUUUUCCUGUGACUACUAAUUACAGCAAUGGUUUAGCUGAUCUUGACAGCAAUCCCAAUGCCACAUUUAAUUCUGAUAACAGUGAGGAUAAUCACAGCCACAGCCACAGCCAAAGGAGUAACAGCAAGUCAUCAACUGCAGCCAGUGUUCCCAAGCAUGCAAAGCACAGGGUCAAAAAUACUGGUGCAAAGAACAUGAAUCAGCGGAUCCAAUCGGGUAAAUCUCAGCCUCAACCUGAUCCAAGCAAGAAACCCAGAGGUGGGAAUGGGAGCGUUUUCUUCGAAUUGGACAAGGAAAGCUCUCCCCUUUCUAGCAUGGAAUCUGAUUCCAGAAGCUCUAAUUCUGUCCUUUUUCGCGUUUUAUCUGAUCAAGUACCGACUCCAAACCCCUUAAGUUUUGAUGAAGAAGAUGACGAAGAAGAUGCUUGCCAUCCACUGCCUCCGUCACCACCAUGUGAACAGCAGCCUGCUGAACAAAGUCCCGUUUCUCCUACUAGGAACAGAAGUCUUUCUCCAGACUCUUCAGAUCAAUUGUCUUCCAGUGCUAAUCAGGUAAAAAGUAAGGACCAUCAGCUUCCCGCUGACCGCGAUCCUCUCGUUGACUCUAUCUUGAGUCUCCAAUCUGCGCAACUUGCUCUUCAAAAAGAAGUUCAGAAGUUUGAGGAGAUAGGCAGGGGCAUCUAUUCUUUGUGUGAUGACUCAGAAAAGACUAGUGGUGAUCCUGGAUAUAAAACAGAUCAUGGUUCUGAUGGCUGGAACGAGUUUACUCAAGCCUACUUGAUCAAGUAUCAAAGACAGCUGAAUGAAGCUGAAGGUAGCCUCGGAGAGAAGGAAGAGAGGAUUGUGGAACUUGAAACAACUAUUAGAAGUAUGGAGUCAACACAAGAUCAUGUAAGGAGGGCCAUGGAGCAGCAAUACAAAAGAUGCAUAGAUAUGGAAGCCGAGCUGCAGGACCUCUUUAAGCAAAAGCUUGAAGCUGACAUUCAGUCUGUUGUGAUGACAAUAUGUACUAAGGACUUGAUGGUAAAAGAUCAAAUCAAAUUUUCAAUGGAGCAAAGAUCUGUAUAUAGCGAUCAAGCAAAUUCCACAAGAAUGGGGGUGGAUGUAGAAAAUGAGGCUAUUAGGACACAAGGGAUGAUUCAGAAUCCGGACACAUUGGAUACCAAUACCAGUGUCGUGGGAGAUGAAGAACUUCUGAAGAUGCAGAGAGGGGUAGUUAAAUUUACCAAGUGCCUUAUCAUACAGUUGGUUUUGCUGGUCUUAGUUUUCGCUGUGUUUGUCUUGCAGUUAGUACCUAAAUCAGCGGUGGUUAUACCCACCUAAAAUGUACUAUAUGUACCAUGUUCAGAGGAGGCCAAGAGUCGAGACAACCCAACGAGCAUCCGGGACUUCAAUUGAUGUAACAGAAGGCUCAAAAAACUGAAAUCUAGGUCUUGCCAGGAAUAUGGGCUCUAUAUUCAGAAAAGAGUGCUACAGACAUCAGAUACAAGCUAAGGUCACCUUCUCUAACAACUGAAGCUUUACUCAAUGUAGAAUCUGUGUGAUUUCCUUCCAACAAGUACCUUUUGGUGUUUGUCUUCCAACACUCACUGAUACUACUAUGGGUUAUCCGCAAAUAGUUGUCACGUUUCUUAAGAGGGUGUAUAAUAUUUAUUCGUUUGUGUUUUUCAUCUUCAUCAAUUGUAUUAUUUGUUUGACCCUCUUCAUCGUGUGUAAGAGCAACAUAGCAUAGACGUUUGUAGUCACGGUACAGAUAUAGAGUAAUCAAGGAAUUUAUACAUGAAUGGGAACUAUUACGACUA